AUGGCAGCAGCUUCCAUGGCUGCCAGGGCCGGUGUCCUGCUCGUCGUCGCCGCCGCCGUGACCUGCUGUUUCCAUGCAAGCACGGGUAACGCGCAGCAGAUAGGCGGGCGGUGUCAGCUGUCGGACAUCAAGGUCUCGCAGGAGAAGACGGGGAAGGUGGUGCAGGGGCAGCCGGAGUACUGGGUGACCUUCGAGAACCUGUGCGAGUGCCCGGAGGACUACGUGGACGUGCGCUGCAACCGCCUGCCCAGCGUCGAGCCCAUCGACAGCAGGCAGAUCAAGGUGAUGGAUGAACUCUGCAUGCUCGCCACCACCCUCUUCAGGGGGUCCAAGAUCUCCUUCACCUACGCCUGGAACACGCCGCAGGACUUCACCGUCGUCAGCGCCACUUCGCGGUGUGGCGAGGGGAGUGGUCGAAGCCUAGAGGCUGCCCUUCAAAAUUAG
Messenger RNA from Miscanthus lutarioriparius, 444 nucleotides. NCBI's taxonomy places the organism in Eukaryota, Viridiplantae, Streptophyta, Magnoliopsida, Poales, Poaceae. The record is from the annotation of a GenBank genome assembly.